CCACCCGCGAACUUCAAAGUUUGAUCGUUGUUUAUUGUCCUUCUUCGGAGGCAAAACAGUCGACCGUCAGGAUGCCAGUGAUAUUGAAAGAUUAUUCUUGGAGUCAGAAUUCGGAUUGGGUGACGAUUCAGGUGCCCUUCCCGAAGAAUAAUCUGCACCAGGAGGAAGUGUUCACGAGCGAGCGGUUGCUCAAGAUCAACAAGGCACCGUACUACUGGGAGGUUCUUUUGGCGGAAGCGAUUGCGGAAGAGGAGAGUCGAUGUGCAAUUCUAGAGAACGAAGUGGUGUUUAGCUUGAAGAAGAAUGAUGAGGGUGUGGAGUGGGGAUACUUGGAAGUACAAGUGGAGCGCGGUGAGAAAUUGAGAUUGAAGGAAGCGUUUUUGAAGGAACAUCAGGUGAAGUUAGAGGAGAAGACGAAACAACGUGCAAUCGAGAAGGAGCAAAAGAAACGCGACGAAAUAAGCAAGCAAAUCGAAAGGGAUGGGAACGAGAGACAAGCGAUUGAAGAUUUGUUGGCGGAAAGUAAACGGAAGGAACUGGAGAGAAUGGAAAGCGAGAAAAAGGCGAAGGUUAUUCCGAAGAAAGAUACGCCACGUCCAAAGGAAUUCAAGAAGCCAGUACCGAUUCGUCCAACCAAGAUAAUAGAGGAAACCCCCCAAAUCCGGCAAAGUGGAACGGUAGAAGUCUCGUUCACCAAAAGGAACUUUGUGACACCGAAGCGCGAAUCCAUGGAGCAGGACGAGCGCGACUGGAUCAUGAAGCAGGCAGCGGCGAAGAAGGCAACCGGUUUUGUGGAUGAAGACUUGCGUCCAGAGGAGCGAAAUCCCGAAUGGCUGAAGCAGAAAGGAGACUCGUUCUUCCAGCAGGGUAACCAUCUGGGGGCGAUUUCCGCCUAUUCGGCGGGAAUUCGACUGACGAAGGAAUAUUACUCGCUGUUUUUGAACCGAUCGGCUGCGCAUUUCGCUAUGGAGAACUAUCAACGAUGCGCUGAAGACUGCUCCACGGCACUCAAUCUACUGGAUCCCCCGGUGGAAUCGAAUCGAAAAGCAAGGGUCGCCUGCCUAGCCCGAAGAGGCGCUGCCCUCACUAAGCUUGGAUUUCUCCGGCAAGGAUGUGACGAGCUGAUCGCCGCCUGCAAACUGGAUCCACAAAACGAGGGCCUCCGACGAGAGGUGGAAAUGGUGCAACGAAAGCUGAAGGAAUGUGAUACGGAUUCAGAGUAGCCGGCGCGUGCGGUUUGAACCAUACAAUAAAUCUUAUAUUGACUGUUUCCGUUCAACAACACUCAAGUAAAAGUUUUAACAACAA
Aedes albopictus (Asian tiger mosquito) is the source of this 1308-nucleotide messenger RNA. Its product is annotated as dynein axonemal assembly factor 4. Gene Ontology annotation, molecular function: protein binding. The coding region runs from base 72 to 1223 and encodes 383 amino acids. Lineage: Eukaryota; Metazoa; Arthropoda; Insecta; Diptera; Culicidae. Gene Ontology annotation, biological process: outer dynein arm assembly; cilium movement; inner dynein arm assembly. The record is from RefSeq and is a predicted model, not a curated record. The transcript has 2 exons.